AUGCUUGCCUUAACUCGUUAUGUUUUGUUGCCGCUGUCGUUCAACAGCAAAUGUAUUCCCUUUUCGGAAUGGAUCUCCCUUCUGACUCUGUGUCUUGCACCGCUGAUUGUUCACGUUGUGUCGGGCUCGCCAUCGGGGUCUUCCCUGGCAGCAAAGAGGCCACAUUGGUACGACUACGUUUGCCAUUAUAAUCCAACGUCCAUCUUGUGGCGGUAUGCCGCAAUUACCGAUCGCAGGAUCCGAGCUCUCUAUUGGAGCAAUUCUGAUAUGGCUGCCAGCAAUGCCAUUUUCUGGACGGAAAUUGGUUGGGAUGGUCGUGAACACAUGAUCAUAUCUGCAGCCUCCUACUGCAUUCACUUACCUGAGCACCCCCACGCAGAGCUUGUUUCGAGCACAACAAUCAAGACUGUAAUCACAGUAGCGCAGGGUAUUGCCGCUUUCUAUCCUCUGGUGGAUUCUCUGGUCAACGUGAAAUCUAGCGGCAGUUACGUCGGAAUGCUUGGAGUCGACUCAAUAUUUACGCCAAUCGCAAUCCUUGGGCUUCUGAGACUCUUCGCGGCCAGGUGGCUCACGGAGGAUUACAUAUACAACACAAGGAGCGAUAUCCCCUUGAAAACACUCCCAUCAGUCCCCGAGGACGAGAGUGGCAGUACAGAGCAUCUCAUGUCCCCGCGACCCACCUCGCCUAUGGAUGUUAUCGCACGCUACAGGCCGACCUCGUACUGGCCAUCGCGAGUGUUUCGUACCGUCUACAUGCUCAUCCUGGUGUUAUUCUGGGCCGUUUCUGCAUUGUACGUUGUACCGAUCAACCCAGCACCGAAUUCACUUGGAAGAUUCAUGACUACCACCAUGUUCUCCACCGCCAUGCUUUACGUGGUCUUUUUGACCAUUACCGUUAUUCUAUAUCUAUACUACUUCUUGCGGGGCAUGAGUACAACGACCAUCAUCCCAUGCAUUUCUUCGCCAUUUUAUCGGAUAUACACCUACUGCUUCUUUCUCUACAUCCCGGCCCUCAUAGCCAUUGCAAGCAUCGAAACAAAUCGCAAUCCGGGAGGCGGCUACACCAGCGUAAACUGGGGAAACCUAACUGCAUGUACAUCAACACUCUAUCCCGUUGGAAUUGAAGGAUCAAAUAUCAUGGGUCUCACUACUCUUGUCAACCCCGAUCUCCCGCCUGUUCAUGAACCAUUGUUCAUGAGCAAUACGUCGGAUGACUCGUAUUGGACGUUUGGAUUUCAAGGAUAUUGCAGCGGGCUCGUCACAUAA
Molecule: messenger RNA, 1266 nt
Organism: Pestalotiopsis fici W106-1
Lineage: Eukaryota; Fungi; Ascomycota; Sordariomycetes; Amphisphaeriales; Sporocadaceae
Exons: 2
Coding region: 1-1266 (421 amino acids)
Source: RefSeq, a predicted model, not a curated record